AUGGACCAGAAGCACUUGGAAGUCUUAGCUUCCAAGAAGUCCCAGGAGCUUCAGCUGCUUCAAAGCACUUUGGGCAAGUCCGUGAGGUUCAAUGACAUGGAAGCGAGCAUUAUGAGACACUUGACUCGGGAUGCGAAUUGGAGAUGGCUACCCAGUCGCGGCUUGCAGGUAGCUAUCCCGCAGGACUCCGGGCAACUUUGGAUAUCGCGUGAGCCUGUUCAUGACCUUGAGAAUCGAAUUCGACCGUCAAUUUUGGGCCCCAAUGCCGAGCCGGAUCCCAAUGCUGGACGUGCACUAGAGGAACAGGAAUAUGUAUGGCUGCUUGCACAAAUUCUGCAUUAUGGUCUCUGUUUCGCGGCGACACCUCUUGAUGCCACAGCCAUUAUCGCGCGUGCUCUCUUGAAGUGUAAUUUACAGCAACCAUGCCGUCUUGCUCAGUUGGCAAGGAGAUUGAGGGGCGAGUAUGAAUGUCGGGGAAAUACACAGCAGCAGUCGUCCAUAUUCAGACAGCAGAACGCUUCAAGAAAGGAGCAGGGGACCACGGGCCAAGUCCAGCUCGGUGCCGCUCCUUCGAUUAGUCCGCGAAGGACCGUCGACAAGGUACUGUCUGAGAAAGCAAGAGGAAAGUUAAGGACUACAUCAUCUCUUGUUCCCGACUGUCAUCUUGAAAGCACCAAGGCCAACGAUACUCAGCCUGAAAACUACGGGGAAGGUGUCGACGAUGGUGGUCAAAGUGUCACCGACUCAGACGCAGGCGCACAGCCAACAGAACGACUGUGCACAGUCAGGCAACGUCUUCCGUCUUCUAGCCCACGUUCAGGCCGCACGAGACAGAUGUCGCCCCCGAUUCAAGUCCUUGGUGAAGGCGUUUUCGGCGGCUUUACCAAUUGGCUAAGCCGCCCACUUAGCCUCUCUCGCUGGAUCACCCAUGUCUGUUCGCCUCGGGCGACGAAUAGAACCUGCAACUCAGGCAGCAAGGGGGAAGAACUAGUGGCCGGCGUGAAAGGUCACCCUAUUGUGAUUGAUGAACAGGGUGCUGGAAAUGCUGCUGAUGGCCGGCUACGGCCGCUAACAGGACACGGUGCGAAGAUAACGACGGAAGUUUCGGACCAGCGAACCAUCGCAGCGACUGGAAAGCCUGCCGAUAUACCUUUCGUCAGCAAGUCUAUUUGUCCAGUGCCGCUCAGCAAGCCAGCCAUUGUCAUCAACAACAGAUGCGAGCGGCGCUCUUCUUUUGCUCCCUCAAGAGUUGACGACGCUUUCCCGUCCGCUAAACCCGCUGUUGGGCGUCAGUGGGGGAAAGCAAAGGCCCCUGUUGUCGCCCCAAAUAGCGCUUCUGGUGGUGGCACAGUAUCAGAGGCACAGCAGACCAAGGGCCAUGGUCAAACGAAUCAAGACAAGGUCGACUCUAACACGAGACUUCUACAAGACUCAGUACCGCCUACGGAAUCUGGCACGAGUGUGGUCGACAGAUCUGCUCUGGGGUGUACGAUUUCGACGUCGAAUUCCGAGAAGCGCCCUUCAACCGGCAUACUCCGUCGUACUACUGACCAUGACAAUCAACAGAGCGUUAAUAGGAAGGACAUGGUUUCCAGAUCUGCAAAGACACACGAUGCUGUACGGAGCGACCAGCCAGAUAGGGACGACGCGAGGAAGAAGCGAAGCAAGAACCAAAGGAGCAGGAGUCGUACGAAGCACCGUCAUGGCCAGACUCCGGACGCAACAAUGAACCCUCCACAAUCAAAAGCUAAGCUAUCUGGCAAUCGACCGUCUUUUGUGGUAGCUGCCACGCACCUCAAAAGCUCGCAACAGCCGUCAACGGGCACCAAGCCAACCACUUCUCCAUCCCUGAGACAGAAGCAACCGGCGCUGGCGCCAGACAUCAUGAUUGGUGACCUGAUCUCCCUCCCUCCAUCCUCAAUUUCGCAAAUGUCGCUGACGCCGGCAUCUAACCGCGGACAUACAUCUCGAGGGCCACGGUCGAAGCCGCCGUUGUAG
Molecule: messenger RNA, 1998 nt
Organism: Cladophialophora yegresii CBS 114405
Lineage: Eukaryota; Fungi; Ascomycota; Eurotiomycetes; Chaetothyriales; Herpotrichiellaceae
Exons: 1
Coding region: 1-1998 (665 amino acids)
Source: RefSeq, a predicted model, not a curated record